Molecule: messenger RNA, 834 nt
Organism: Macrosiphum euphorbiae (potato aphid)
Lineage: Eukaryota; Metazoa; Arthropoda; Insecta; Hemiptera; Aphididae
Source: the annotation of a GenBank genome assembly
AUGACUGGAUGUGCUUGGGCACUUGUUGUCGUCACGUUCCCGUUUUCUCUGUUCGUCUGUUUCAAAGUAGUUCAGGAGUACGAACGAGCCGUAAUAUUUCGCCUAGGACGUCUGGUGUCGGGUGGGGCGAAAGGGCCAGGUAUAUUCUUCAUUUUGCCCUGCAUCGACAACUAUGCUCGUGUCGACUUGAGAACACGCACGUACGACGUGCCGCCACAAGAGGUGUUGACCAAAGACAGCGUGACAGUGUCCGUGGACGCCGUGGUCUAUUAUCGGGUGUGCAACGCUACGAUAUCGGUAGCCAAUGUGGCCAACGCUCACCAAUCUACUAGGUUAUUGGCUCAAACCACAUUGAGAAAUGUCUUGGGCACCAGGCCGUUGCAUGAAAUUCUCAGCGACCGAGACGCCAUAUCCAAGACUAUGCAAGUGUCGUUGGACGAAGCCACCGAGUCGUGGGGCAUCAAAGUGGAACGGGUGGAAAUUAAGGACGUGAGGUUGCCAGUUCAGUUGCAGAGGGCAAUGGCGGCGGAAGCUGAGGCGGCCCGAGAAGCUCGAGCAAAGGUCAUCGCGGCCGAAGGUGAACAAAAAGCAUCUCGAGCCCUCCGCGAAGCUUCAGAAGUUAUAAGCGACUCUCCGGCUGCCCUACAACUCCGAUACCUACAGACAUUAAACACAAUAUCAGCUGAGAAGAAUUCUACAAUCGUAUUUCCGCUGCCAAUCGAUAUUAUUUCAUUUUUUACGAGACCAAGAGAACCACGAGAAUCGCGAGAACACCGAGAAACACGAGAACAUCGUGAACAAACGAAACCAGAUCUGCCAAAUCUAAGCAGUUAA